Theileria parva strain Muguga is the source of this 4902-nucleotide messenger RNA. RefSeq names its product SNF2 family protein (gene SRCAP). Lineage: Eukaryota; Apicomplexa; Aconoidasida; Piroplasmida; Theileriidae. Gene Ontology annotation, molecular function: ATP binding; ATP hydrolysis activity; histone binding. The record is from RefSeq and is a predicted model, not a curated record. The coding region runs from base 1 to 4899 and encodes 1632 amino acids. Gene Ontology annotation, cellular component: Swr1 complex. The transcript has 6 exons.
AUGAAGAAAAUCGCAUCUCACGAACCAAAUAUUGAAGAUGCAAACCAAGAUGAACUUAAAUAUUCAGAUAAAGGUGCCGUAAAAAGGAAAAGGAUGAAAAGAGAGCACCAACGAUCAUAUUCCGGCUCUAACGACCAUGAACAAUUUUUCAGGCCAGUUUCAGUCGCAUACUCGACUAACCAACAGUUUUUUGGACUACCAUUUCAACCACAACCUUACUAUAACUACCAGCCUGGUUUUGGACAGCAGAGGUCAUUUUCAGAUACCUCAGCCGCCAGUUACAGCAAAUAUAAUAAUAGUUAUAGCGGAGAGAGUUAUGUUAACAAGCUUACUCCAGAACAAGUGGAGCACCAGGACCUUUUAGCCCAACAACUGAACGAGUUGAAGGGAAGUGAUGUGUUCAACUUUAACGAGUUCGAAUAUCUGACCUCAAAACAGAAGAAAAAGAAAAAAAUAUUAAUAAACAAGGAACACAUAUUUAUAAAGGGGUUAAAUUACAUUGAAAACUACUUUAGCCAAAACCGAGAAUCGCUUCUGCGCAAGGAUAUUUCAGAACUGAGGAAGCUGGGGCUGGAAAAUGUGCAAGUGGACCCAGUGUUCUUUAUUGAGUUGGGAGGGAAGUAUGAACAAUUCAAGGAUGAAAUCAAGGAUAUAAACAAGUCAAUAAACUUGUUGCAGUCCAAAUUAAACGAACUGCACUCUGAAAUGGGUAAAACCAUACCAAAUAAAAUUAACGAGCCUUCACCCUUUAGCUGCUCAUCCUUAUCGCCAACCUCAAGUAGGGAUAAAGAUAAACAUAGUUUAAAGUUUGAGGAGAUAUUGGAGGAGAUGAAAGACUUCCAGGAUCUUGUAAAUGACGAGCACAAGGAGAAGAGGAAGAUAUAUAAGAAUCUCGUAACUAGCACAAGCAAGUAUAUGAUAAAGAUGGAGCAGGACCUCGAGAAGAACAAAACAGAAAGAAACAAGCAAGUGUUGCUACUAUAUCGCAAUCUCAGCAACUCAAUUGAUUUGUUCUGGAAAAAAAUCGAGAAGUUUGCGUGGGAACAUUUGAAGAGGGAUUUACAGCAAGAACUUAUAAAGAAGAAGAAGCAAAACCUCGACAAGUUCAUACAAGAUGCAAUUAAGGUUUCAAUUAGUGACCAGGACAGAUAUAUACUUGACAAAAAGAUUAAAACUGGCUCAACCCAUAACCAUACCACACAAAAUUUUAAUCAAGUGGAUAACCAAAAUCGCACACCAACGCCAAAAAAUAAAACCCAACAACAAGAUAAGGUUGAAUCUUCCAAGGUUGGUGCGUCUCAAGACGAGGACCAGGUUGAGGAUGAGUAUGUAGUUAAUAAGGACGAGGAACGUAUGGAGCUGGAUGAUUUGAAGUUGGAAGAUGAGAUGGACUCUGAUAAGGAAGAGAAUGAAUUGAAUGACUUACAAAAAGAAGCUGAAAUGCCAUUGGAAGAACUUCUUAAGAUGUACCAAAAUCAACCUGACUAUAGGCAAUCUGAAGAAGCUGAUGAUGAUGAAAUUGAAGAAGUCACUGACUCAGAUGAACCUGACCAUGUAUCUGAUAUUUCUAUGCCCGAUGAAUCUCCACCCCCCAAUGCUGAUAAAUCUGACGUUUCAAGGGUUGAUAAUGUUGAUUCUUCCAAGGUUGGUGCGUCUCAAGACGAGGACCAGGUUGAGGAUGAGUAUGUAGUUAAUAAGGACGAGGAACGUAUGGAGCUGGAUGAUUUGAAGUUGGAAGAUGAGAUGGACUCUGAUAAGGAAGAGAAUGAAUUGAAUGACUUACAAAAAGAAGCUGAAAUGCCAUUGGAAGAACUUCUUAAGAUGUACCAAAAUCAAGCAGAUGAAGUUGAUUAUGACCCAGUACCAAAAAAGAGCCAUAAAUAUACAAAUGAUUACAUCGGCACUGAUGGGACCAGAGAAGAUACUAAAGCCGAUAAAACUCAAAGGGAGGAACCAUCUUCCAAAAGUAGGAUGGAGACCGUAACACCUUCUGAAAAAAUUGGAACAGAGGAACAAAAAGAUUGGGAAAAUCAUGUAGAUGAAGAGGAAGAUGGCGUAGAUAUCGAAGUACCAUUUCUAAUAAAAGGAGUUUUAAGACCAUAUCAAAAGGAAGGUUUGAGAUGGUUAGUAUCGCUCUAUGAACGGAACAUUAACGGAAUACUGGCAGAUGAAAUGGGACUGGGGAAAACGCUACAGACGAUCUGUUUGUUGGCGUAUUUGGCAUGCAACAAGGGGAAUUGGGGUCCACAUAUAAUUGUUGUACCAACGAGCAUACUGCUGAACUGGGUGAUGGAGUUUAACAAGUUUUGCCCAGGUUUCAAAAUUCUAGCAUAUUAUGGAACACCGGCAGAAAGAUCGAAAAAGAGAACAGGGUGGAAUAAACCACACUCCUUCAAUGUAUUAAUCACCUCGUACAGUAUUGUGGUCCAGGAUUCGUAUGUAUUAAAGAGGAGAGCAUGGGAAUAUAUGAUACUUGACGAGGCCCAAAACAUUAAAAACUUCACUUCAAAGCGUUGGCAAACGUUAUUGACAUUUAAUACAAAAUAUAGACUAUUAUUGACAGGAACACCGCUGCAAAACUCACUGCAGGAAUUGUGGUCUUUGAUGCAUUUCAUACUCCCAAAUAUAUUCACAUCCCAUACACAAUUUAAUAUUUGGUUCACAGAUCCACUUAACCAGGCCUUGGAUAACAUGUACAGCAAUAACCCGCUUUUUACAGACACGGAACUUGACAAGAAGAACAAGGAAAGAGAAGAAAUGAACAAAAAUAACAUGGAACUUGUUGAAAAACUCCAUGCAAUAUUCAGACCGUACCUCUUGAGAAGAUUGAAAAAGGAUGUGGAGAAGCAAAUGCCCUCAAAAUACGAACAUGUGCUCAAGUGUACACUGACCAAACGACAGCAAGUUCUUUAUGACGAGUACAUUCACCUAUACAACUUUUCUUCAAAUAAGGAAGGCAGUAAAGAUGAGAGGCUGAGUUACAGAAGUAUGCUCAACAUUCUGAUACAGCUGAGGAAAAUAUGUAAUCAUCCAGACCAGCUCAAGUCACGCGAUGUUCAAAUCCCAAUAGAAUUUAAUAUUAAUACACUCCAGCUGCCCUACCUCUUUCAAAUCAGUGAUGCCCUGAAACAUAAUUUCGAUAAUCGCAACCGUACCAGUAAGGUUAAUAAUGGUAACAAGGCUUCCUCAGAAGUGGGUUCUAAAAGACAAAGGACAGAAAGACUGAUAGUUGAUAAGUCAUUUAAGAAGAGAAAACUGGCUCUGAAUUCUGAACUUAGUUACCUUGCCCUAGAUAAGUUAUUGUCUAGUAGAGUUGAGAAUAACAAUAGGCAUGCUCUGAAUCAAAAUUUGGUAACUGAUGUAAAUUCUGAGAAAGCCAAACCCUAUAACCACUAUAACGGAUAUGGUCUAAAUAGUGAAAAGUUGAAGGCUGAACCACCUAAGAAUCCUGAAGCGCCGAAGAGAAUUAUGAUAAAUGAGUUGUCAAGAGAACAGUUAUUGCAGGGGCAAAAGAUAAAUCUAGGACCAAUGAAGGAUAAGUUCACACCAAGAAAAUUCUCACCGAGUAAAAGACCGCUUGAUGAACUCACUAAUAAGUUUUUGAGUGAAAAGCUGUUGAAUAGAGAAGAUAGCAUAUUUAACUUCAACUUGAGGAACAAACUGGAGAUAAAUAGGAUAAUAGAGUCGUAUCUGAUACUGAUUUUAAAUUUUUUGGUAAUAUCGGUCAAGGUAGUUAGCAGGCCAGUGAAAUUAUAUUUUUCCGGUACCCAAGGAAUUAACUACAAUAAUAAAAACGACUGGUACAUGAACGAAGUUAAAACUAAGCUCCUGAAAAGAGAUGACAAGGAUUACUAUAAGAAGAAUAGAGUCACAGUUGAGGCAGUUAACUCUAAUUAUAAACUACUUUUCCCCUCUAAACGUUCAAUCAAUGACGAUUGUGGGAAAUUCAAGGUACUGGGGCCUUUACUCCUGAAAUUGAAAUCUGAAGAACAUAGGUGCAUUAUUUACACUCAGUUCUCAAAAAUGCUAGAUAUUCUGGAAAACUGGAUCAACUUCAUGGGCUUCACAUACAUCAGGCUAGAUGGUUCAACGAAGAUUGAUAUGAGGCAGAAGAUAAUAAACAGGUUCAAUGAAAACACUAAGAUUUUCCUUUUCAUUAGCUCCACAAGAACGGGUGGAGUUGGGAUUACACUGACAGGAGCCGACACUGUUAUCUUCUACGAUACUGACUGGAAUCCAGCUAUAGACCGCCAAGCUAUGGAUAGGUGUCACAGAAUUGGUCAAACCAAGGACGUGAAUGUGUACAGAUUAAUUACUGAACAUACAGUUGAGGAGAACAUAUGGAGAAAGCAGUUGCAAAAGAGAAAAUUGGAUGACUUGAUUGUGGAUCAAGGACAAUUCGACAUUCAGCACAACAACUGGUUUUCAAACCUGGACACCUUGAUAAACAUAUUCCAGAACAAGAGAGAUGAGGGAGAUGAAGAGGAUAUUUACGGGAAGAAGAUACUCCAUGAAAGUAACGUGGAUGAGACACAAUUUCAGACAAAAGGUGUCCAGAACAUCAAGAUGCUCAUUGAAGUUGAGGAUGCAGACGAUUCAAUGGCCUUGAAAAAACUCAAGAAGGAGAAUGAAAAUAUAAAUAAACAGGAUUUCGAAUCGGAUAUUAUAAACAGCAUCCCUGGACUGGUCAGUUACUGCAUUCAAUUCUUACUCAAAUACCAAACUGUGGCUUUGGAAAGGCAAGUUGAGAACAUGAAGUUGAAGAUACAAAUCGAGGACUAUCAGAAUCAGCAAAACAAUGAACAGGAGGAAGAUGAAGAAGAUAUAUACACAGACUACACAAGUUCUGAAAACGAAGAACUAUCUCAAGAGGAUGAACUGUCAGAAGAUUCACAGUAAUCG